Onychostoma macrolepis is the source of this 7178-nucleotide messenger RNA. It is a transcript of the gene slc35e4, whose product is annotated as solute carrier family 35 member E4. Gene Ontology annotation, molecular function: antiporter activity. The record is from RefSeq and is a predicted model, not a curated record. NCBI's taxonomy places the organism in Eukaryota, Metazoa, Chordata, Actinopteri, Cypriniformes, Cyprinidae. The coding region runs from base 1098 to 2297 and encodes 399 amino acids. Gene Ontology annotation, cellular component: Golgi apparatus. The transcript has 2 exons.
UAUUGUAUAAAGAACCAGUUUAUAUUUUGAAAAAUUAAUAUUAUAUAUGUGUGUAAAAUAUAAUUUGGAAAAUGUUUAGUUUCUGUUGUUAAAUCAUUACGUUUAUCUACCCAUCAUAAUACUUUUAUAGUACUGCAUUUAUUGUUUAUUUAUGCAUGUAUUUACACAUUUAAAUCUAUUUUUAUUUGUUUUAGUUGUUUUGGUCUAACCUUCUUUCAUUUAGUCUAAUUUAAUAAUAAUAUAAAAUAUUAUUUUAAUAAUAAUAUAAAAGAAUAAUAUACAGUACAGUAAAAAUUAUUAUUUUUUAAAUAGGCCUACAAGAAAAAAUUGUAUGCAAGAGGAAAAUGGUGCUUAAUAAAGUAGCGUAAUAAAGCAUUGAGAAUGUUAAUUUAGCCUAAGCAAACCGGUUUGCUCGAACAAUUUUAUUUAAUAAAUGGUUCACUCAAAUGUGUUUAUAUUUUGAAAAAUGUAUAUUAUAAAUGUGUGUAAAAUAUUAUUUGGAAAAUAUUGCGUUUCUGUUAUUGCGUUAUUAUGGUUUUCUACCAUGUUAUAGAACUGGAUUUAUUAUUUAUUUAUGCAAGUAUUUACUUAUUUAAAUCUAGUUUUUAUUUAGAUCUAUUUGUUUUGAUCUAACCUUCUUUCACACUAAACAUUAACACUUCUUGUGGCACCUAAAAUCCCUGCGUAAGUGACUGAAUUCGUUAUAACAUAUUAUGCUCACCAUUUAUACCAUAUUAAGAGUGAAAUAUCGGCAGAAAUAGUAAAAGCAGUAUGCCAUUUCGAAGAAUUAUAGAAGAUUCGUUCAAACGAACCGAUUCGUUCGCGAAUGAAUCACCGCUAUUGCUCAUGUCCAAAAUAAGCUCCCAGGCCUUACGUCACAAACCAGACCCACAACACAUAAUAACACGUGUAGACAAGCCGGGGUGUUGUUUCUGUCCGCUUCCAAAACACACGGUUGCUAUAGCGGGUUGAGUCAGGCAGGGCUUCAGUUCCUUCAACAGAGACUGAAUGAAUAGCCUACUUCCGACUCGUAUAAUACCGCCACUGCGUUUUUUGAUUCGCGGAGAUGAGUUUUGUAUUUACACUGAGAGCUUAAGAUGUGUUUACCCUGCAGGUGCGAAGAUGAAGCGAACAUGAUCAGUGCCGAUGGCCCCUCCACCAAGUGCGAGGAGCCCCGAGGCGCGGGGAGCAGGAGGAGGGAGUCGCCAGAAAUGCUGCACCUCAUGUUCGCUGUGUCCGUGUGGCUGGUGACAGGCACCACCAUAUCCAGCCUCAACAAAUGGAUAUUCGCCGUGUACAAUUUCAGAUACCCGCUGCUUCUGUCAGCCCUCCACAUGCUGACGGCGAUCGUGGUGGACUACGGACUGAUCAAGUUAAGGGUGAUCCGGCAUAAAGGCGUCGGCGAGCAGGAUUUGACCACCAGCGCCAAAUGCAAAGUGUUCCUGCUGAGUUUGACAUUCUGUGCCAGUAUCGCGUUUGGCAACUUGGGACUCAAUUAUGUGCAGCUGUCGUUCGCGCAGAUGAUCUACACCACAACGCCGCUGUUCACGCUGGCCAUCUCCACGCUGAUCCUCGGAAAGCAGCACCACAUCCUGAAGUACACUGCGAUGAUGCCCAUCUGCCUCGGGGCGUCCUUCAGCAUAAUGGGCGAGGUCCAGUUCGACCAGACCGGCUGCCUGUUUGUGUUUGCCGCCACAAUGUUAAGAGGCGUAAAAACCAUUCAACAAAGCAUCUUGCUCCAGGAGGAGAAGAUCAACUCUGUCUUCCUACUGUAUCUGAUGUCCAUCCCCAGCUUCUGCAUCCUGGCCGUAGCCGCCCUGGUUCUGGAGAACUGGGCCGCACUGCAGUCCCCUUUCCAGUAUGACCACCACCUCUGGGGUUUCAUCUUGCUCAGCUGUCUGGGCUCAGUGCUUUACAACCUGGCCAGCUGCUGUGUCAUCACCCUGACCUCCGCUGUCACGCUGCACAUCCUGGGAAACCUGAACGUGGUGGGGAACCUGCUGCUCUCUCAGCUGCUGUUUGGGCACGAGCUGACGGCUCUUAGCUGUGCUGGAGCUGCGCUCACCCUCUCAGGCAUGAUCAUCUACCAGAACUCAGAGAUCAUCGUAGCUUACAUCGACGCACGGAGAGCCAGGACACCAGCCGGUGGCAGUGGAGAGGACGUGGUUUGUGUUAAGGAGAAUGAUUCAAGCAUAUCAAAGACUCCAGAACCUUGUUCAGAAGAAGAAUCAUCUGCAGAAGCAGCUCAAGAAGCUAACGAGAGGACAGAUAAUGAGGUUCAUGAGAAAAUAGACUGAAGAGACUUAAAGGCUGUGUUCCAAAACCUAGUGAGCUGCAGUGCUGCUGUCUAUAGCUAAACUCCUGACUUUUUUCUUGCAUGGAGUACAAGGAAAGUGAAAAGUGGUCAUGGCUCUCUUUGGUCCACAACCACUUUUAUUAGAUGGAAAAGAGAAGCUUGGGCCAGGUUAUUAUAGUUAACUAAAACAACAAAAAAAUGUGUUCAUUGAAAUAAAUAUUAACUAAAGUUAAAAAAAAAAGUUUUUAUUUUUUUUAUUUCAGGUAGUUGCCAAAACUGAAAUAUGUACUAAAAUGAAAAUUAAAAACAAAUAAAUAUAUAAUAAUUAAGUUAUAUUAAAAAAACAAAAACAACAAAAAAUUAUAAAAACACAACAAAAUUACAGCACGCCGAUAUAUAGCACGGUAUAUAGCUACGGGCGUUCCGAGUUCGAAUCCCGGCCCGAGGACCUUUCCUGAUCCCGCCUCCCCUCUCUCUCCCACUUCACUUCCUGUCUACAGUACUGAUAGGAAUCCUAAUAAUAGGCAAAAUCGCCAAAAAUAAAUCUUUAAAAAAAAAUGACAAUGGAAAAUAUAAAAAUAAAAACUUUAACAGAAAACAACCCCGCAUAACUUAUAACCAAUCUGGAAUGCUUUACAUAGGCAGUAAUUUUGUUUAUCAUACAAAUAGCACUCCUGUCACGAAGCGCACAAGAAACUCACCUCAAGUGAUUUUAAAGCCCAAAGUAUACUUUGCUUUUGACUUGAAUGCUUGAUUUUGUGUACAGCCGAACACAUAGCUUUUCAAAUUAUACUUUGACGUGCGACAUGUGGCCAAUACAAAAUUUUGUCCUUAUCCAGUGUCUGCAUUGUUUCGUUCCAAAUGUGAUAAAUAGCUUUGCUCAUGUUUAAACUAGAAUCUAAUGUAUCUAUUUCCCUUCACACAAGCACUUGUCAGCAUGGCCAUCUAUUGUUGUUGCCGUGUGUUUGUUGUUGUCUCUGUUUUCUCUAUUUUAAGGUUGUCAAUUAGUGCAUGUGCUUGUUGUCAAGACGCACAUGUGAGUUGAGCGUACAGAGCAUGCGCAAUUAGAAAAAUCUAUCUGCACACAUACAAACAAAAGUAUACUUUGGGCAUAGAGUUUAGCGUUAGCAUGUUGCUAAACUAACACUGUGGUACUCAAAAUACAAAGCACAACAAUACUGGAUAACAUAGUCUAUUUUUAAUUCAAUUGAACUCUUUUAUUGAUGCUUUUCAGUUUUGAAUGAAUUAAGUAUAUUAUUUACAUUCAAUGUUUGCGAUCUACGAUGCCUAAGAAGUGCAGUGUACAUAGACAGUUCACUAGGUUUUGGAACAGAAGACUGAGCAUCAUCCAGUGUUAGCUGGUUUAAUAUGGAGUCUGAUUAGAUACGAGGUGUCCUGGUUGGCGGUGAUAAUGAUGAUGAUAUUGGAGGUGUAGUUUUCCCCAGUACCUCCUCACUGUGCCAAUAUAUUUAAUUUCAGUCAUCCUUCCAAUGGAGAAGCACCAUCUACUAGAUCUCUGAGACUGACUGACUGAGUACAUGCCUUUUUUUAGCAGAUGCCGACGGCAACAGUUUGUUUGGAUUUUAUUACCUCUGUGUUUUGCCAACACACGCUUAUAAGUGCGUGAAAACUCCUGCAUGAGCAUCGGGAAGAUCUCCAAUAUCCUGCCAUAUUCAUUCUGUGACUGUGUGUCUAUCUAAUGCACUGUGAAAUACAACUGAUCCGUUUGCUCUGGUCCUCUUUAGCUGUUACUGGACUUGUCACUUUUUGAAUACUAGAGAUAGACACACAAAAACAUACAUAGGAAUAAUGUAUUUUUAGGUACUGUAAUCAGCCGUCUCGAUUUGGUGAUAUGGGACGGUACUAUUAAGGCAGCUUUCUGUAGGAUGCCAUGUUUAAACAAAUGUCCUGUGUUUGUUACAGCACUAUCACUUUUCAUCUUGGUUAUGUUUACAUAAUGGAGACGAGCAAGAUUACUGGCUCCUUACUUGGGUUCACUUUUAUUCAGCUUCGUGCACUAUUCAGAAAUUAGUUUUAUACCUCUCUGGUUUAGUACAAGCUAAUAUUCUUCCUCUUCUUAUCUCAUUACUGCAAUGCAUCUGAAUGUUUUGCAAUCUGACGUUUUUCACAUUGCAGUAAUGAGAACUAGGAAACUUUCUUUACAAGAUUGUAUUUAUUAAUUUUUUUAUGUAAGUAAAAUUUGACCGGGCAUGUUCCUGACAAGCUUGAGUGAGAUUAACCCAAAGUAACAGCUGAGAGCAUUUUUUAAUAUAAUGUUAUGAAAAGGCAGGCAGGUUUAAACUGGUGCCUCUUAUGUAAUUCCCAGGGCAUGUAAUUAUUAUUAGGUUUCUCUAAGGAGUCUCAAACAUCUUUAGCACACUAUAAUCUCUUAGGAGAAAUCAAAAUGAUAUUUUCUCUCCCAUUGUCCUCUUUAAAUCCUCCACUAAUGGUCUCCUUGCUCGUCUCCUCUGAAUAGAUGCUCAUCCUUUUUCAUUAGUUUCUUGAUUGUUUUUUUGUUUUGUUUUUUUUGUUUAAUUGACACCUGCUGGACAGUAUUAUUUUCCCUCCACUUCGAUUUGUGUGUUUUGAUGCUGUUACAAAAAAAAAAAAAAAAAAAACUGACACUAAAAGAGGUUAUAGACCAAGGUACACAUAGCAAGGUCAUUCCCUCAAAGAGUUUUGUUGCCAUCUGCUGGAUAGAAAAUGGAUUUGCAUUUAUUAUUAUGACUUUGUUUUUAACUGAAUUGAAGUGCAUUAGAUAGAAAUAUCAGGCAUUUUGCCUUUUUCCCAGCAUGUUGGGAAUUCAUAGCUGGGGUUUAGUACGACAUAACAACUCACUCAAACCAUUUUUGGGGUCUUAGAUUUGGCUAACUGGAAAUGAAUGAGGAUGUGAAUGUAUCAGUGUUGCAGUUUAGGCAGUCUUAUGGAGCCAUGAUAAAAGCCUACGCUGAAACAAGUGUGCCUACCAGAGGGCUGAUUUCAUAAGGAAACACCAGCCUUUCAAGCUUUAUUUAUUAAGGUCUCAACUGUCCAUUCAUGCUUCAGUGUUUGCACUCAUUACUUCACUUCUAGUGAGCAGCAUCAUAGGAAAGGCAUUGUACAAGAUCGAUUGAUUUAUUUGGUGUUAUCCAUUGUUAAGGGUGGUAUAUUUGAAAUUUACACGAGGGGGUGCUAACACUUCUAUUAAUCGGCUGUGCAGGCAUGGUUAAUGGCCUAUGGCCAUCAUUUCAAGAUGGCCCCAUUAAACAGCCUAGCUGAUACACAAGUCUGGUCCGGUCACAUUUAUUGUUGAUCAACAAAAUCCAGUUAUUUCAGCAGGAACUGAUUGGGAAAUUCUUCAUGCAAAUUCACCUCACUGACCAACAGAAGGUUGAUUUGUUUAAAGGUGACUUAAGGGUAAACUCUGCUUCGUACAUCGCUUUUUCGCUGAAAUUUUGCUAAAGUGACCGCACCUUAUCACUGAAUGCGAGUUACGCAACACUGCGUUUUCAUAUUGUAUAAUGUUCGUCCAGUAUCUCUGUACUACAAGCACAGUGGUUAACUGCAAUUAGUAUAAAAUGAUUAUCAACAGAAUAAAAGCUAAGUUUCUGACUUGUCAGAUAAAUACCUCAGAUGUUAUUGCUUAUUCCUGUGAUGACGUUUGUUGACAUUUUACUGGGUCACUAAUGUACUGGGUAAUGUUUUGAAUGCUGAGAUCUCUGAACAUAGAGUGACAGUCGUGGUACUGAUGGUUUUGAUGGGUCUUUUAUUGGUUGCAGCGCAAAAUUGCACUGACGAUUUGCAUAAAUGUAUGGCUCCUGUGUAUAUAUGGUUUCUGAUGUCAGCAAAAUAUCAGAUGUAAAUGCUUAUUUUAUUAUAUUUAUGUAUUUUACAAUCAUGUAAAGUUGUUAAUAUACUGGUACAAAAACCAAACAGUCUCAUGCCUUCUGCUGUCACAUCUCAGUAUAGUAGCAGUAUGCUAAAGCUUGUUAGGAAUAUGUUAGUAACAUGCUAGCAACAGCUAAAACAUGUUAACAACAUGUUAAAUCAUACUAGAAAUAUGUUAGCAAUGUGUUGAAAUGUUAGAAAUAUGUAAAAAAUGGUAAAACAUGUUAGAAAUAUGCUAAAACAUGCUAACAACAUCAUAAAUCAUACUAGAAACAUGUUAAUGUUACCAACAUGUUGAAAUGUUAAAAAUGUUCAAACAUGGUAACAGUGUGUUAAAGCCUGCUAGCAGCAUGUUAAAACAUUAGAAACACGUUAGCAACAAUAAAUACUACAUACUAGAAACAUGUUAAAACAUGUUAGCAUAUGUGUUGAAAUGUUAUAAAUGUUAAAACAUGCUAAAAAUGUUGAAACAUGGUAACAGUGUGUUAAAGCCUGCUAGUAGCAUGUUAAAACAUUAGAAAUAUGCUAAAACAUGCUAGCAACAUAAUAAAUCAUACUAGAAACAUGUUAAAACAUGUUAGCAAUGUGUUGAAAUGUUAGAAAUGUUAAAACAUGCUAAAAAUGUUGAAACAUGGUAGCAAUGUGUUAAAACCUGCUUGUAGCAUGUUUAAACAUUAGAAAUAUGCUAAACCAUGCUAGAAGCAUGCUAGCAACAUAAUAAAUCAUACUAGAAACAUGUUAAAACAUAUUAGCAAUGUGUUGAAAUGUUAAAACGUGCUAAAAAUGUUAAAACAUGCUAGCAGCAUAUUAAAACAUUAGAAAUAUGUUAAAACAUGUAAUGAAUGUGUUAAAACAUGCUAGAAACAUGCUAACAACCUAAUAAAUCAUACUCUAAACAUGUUAGCAAUGUGUUAAAAUAUGCUAGCAUGAUAGUGGUCAAGUAUAGUCUGAGAUUUUGUUUUCCUGUUUAAAAAAUAAAUAAAUAAAAAUACUGUGAUAAACCUAAAAUGGAACU